AUGAUGCGUCAAGACAUCGAGGCCGGUGACCCAUGCAACCUCACGGGCACGUAUCAGUCUGGCAACGACAUUUCGUCCUGCGGCACUAUUACCGUUGGAACCCUCACUGUUCCGGCUGGAGUCACACUUGACCUGAGCAAAGCGAAGAACGGAGCCACUAUCAACUUCGCGGGCACAGUCACCUUCGGCACUGAAAAGUGGGCUAGUCCUCUUGUUUCGAUCAGUGGAAACUCCCUCACAGUCAAGGGCUCCGGUACACUGGACGGCCAGGGAGAUUGGUACUGGAAGCAGGGUGAGUCGAUUACUCGUCCUGUCUUCGUUAAGCUGCAAAGCGUCGUUGGUUCAAACAUUUCGGGCUUUACGGUGAAGAACUCUCCUUUCCGCACGUUCAGCAUCAUCACGUGCCAGCACACGACUCUGAGUGGCCUCACGUUAGACUCCAGUGCUGGCAAUGGCCGUGCUCAAAACACGGACGGGUUCGACCUGACCAAGAACGACCACGUUACCAUCACCGGCAACAAAAUCUACAACCAAGACGACUGUCUCGCCAUGCAGUCCAGUACCAACACAAUCUUCAGCAACAACCUUUGUAGUGGAAGCCACGGUAUCUCGAUCGGAUCGAUCGGUGGCUCUGCGGUUGAUCAGACCACGACCGUGUCCGGUCUUACUGUCCAGGGUAACACCAUCCAGAACAGUGACAAUGGCCUUCGUAUCAAGGCGAUUAUCGGCAUGGAGGGCCUGGUCACGAAUGUAAAAUACAUCAAUAACAAACUUGAGAACGUGGAGAACGCCAUCGCAAUCCACUCGGACUACAGCAGAUCCAAUGGCGCCUACACGGGGUCGCCUACCAGUUUGGUGACAAUCUCGGACAUCACGGUCGAUGGACUCACGGGUUCUGCGGACCAAGUGUUUGAUAUCGUCGUGGCCCCUAGCGCCGUGUCGAGGUGGACGUUCAAGGGCAUCACCGUAUCGGGCGCAAAGGGAGUUUGCAAGGGUCAGCCUAACGGAAUCACCUGCUAA
Messenger RNA from Phytophthora infestans T30-4, 1020 nucleotides. RefSeq names its product polygalacturonase, putative. Gene Ontology annotation, molecular function: polygalacturonase activity. Gene Ontology annotation, cellular component: extracellular region. The record is from RefSeq and is a predicted model, not a curated record. NCBI's taxonomy places the organism in Eukaryota, Oomycota, Peronosporomycetes, Peronosporales, Peronosporaceae. Bases 1 to 1020 code for a protein of 339 amino acids. Gene Ontology annotation, biological process: pectin catabolic process. The transcript has a single exon.